Maylandia zebra (zebra mbuna) is the source of this 4341-nucleotide messenger RNA. It is a transcript of the gene dhx29, whose product is annotated as DEAH (Asp-Glu-Ala-His) box polypeptide 29. Gene Ontology annotation, molecular function: RNA helicase activity; RNA binding; ATP binding. NCBI's taxonomy places the organism in Eukaryota, Metazoa, Chordata, Actinopteri, Cichliformes, Cichlidae. Gene Ontology annotation, biological process: translational initiation. The record is from RefSeq and is a predicted model, not a curated record. Gene Ontology annotation, cellular component: intracellular anatomical structure.
CGUUUGGAUGACCUAAUGGGGGGGAAGAAGAAGAAAUCGCCACCGCAAGCAAGUGCUCCAGCCGCACCGGGGAAUGGAGUGGUCGAGGAGCCGAGGAAACAGGCAGCCACCAGCAAGCCGGCUAAAGACAGCAAAUCUAAAGCUCCGAAGACCUACAGUCUUACCAACACCGCCCAGGUGGACACUGGUGGGGUCUCCGAUAAGUCCAUUCUUAAAGUUGCUAUCCAAGCUGACCUGGAGAAGAAGAUUAUCAAAUUGAUCAAUGAGUUCAGACAGGAGAAUGGCGACAAGGGGCCCAUAUCAGGAAGACUUACAAGCAAGAAGUUGCUGGACCUGUACACAGCUCUACAGAAGUUUAACUUUAAAAGGGAGCACAUUGAAGAGGCGAUGAAGAGUAGCAUCCUGUACGGAGGAGAUCUCCAUUCUGCUCUCGACUGGCUCUGCCUCAACCUUAAAGAUGAGGAGCUGCCAGAUGGUUUUAGCCAGCAGAUGCAGGAGGAGAGUCAGAAGAACCGGCCUCGAUUUCAGCCUCCAGUCCAGCAGAAACCUGCAGCUCAGGACCCUAAAGUGUCAAACAACACCACCCGCAGAGAGAUCACCAAGGCCACAGAGAAGGAUGAAGCUGCCAGCAUGAAGGAUUGGAUCUUAAGGUAUGCAGAACAAAGCAGUGAAGAGGAGGAAGAGGAAGGUGGGAAGAAGACAUGCAAUCCUGAACUGGAAGAGAAGUUUGAUCCAAAUGACAGGUAUUUGAUACUGACUGUUCAGCUGUUUGACGCUAAAGAAAUGGCAGCUGCUGCCAAGACCAAAGCAGACAAGGCGGGGCAGAGGAUGGCACAGGACAGGAUACGCAUCAUACAGCAAGAAAUGAAGCAGCUGGAGUCCCACCCUAUGUUCAAUCCAGCCAUAAAAGUGGUGGACGCCCCUCAAAAAGAAAAGAAAAUACUUCCUGCGAAGGAGGACAAAGAAGAGCUCGGCUUUAGUUUAUUUGAACAAGCUGAGAAGGACCCGCCGGCUGAGAAAGUUGUGAAGAAGAAUGAGCCCAAGGACAUCCGCAACUUUGACUACACGGCUCGCAGCUGGACCGGAAAGUCUCCCAAACAGUUCCUUAUUGACUGGGUCCGAAAGAACCUGCCAAAAAGCCCGCCGCCUGCUUUUCACAAGGUUGCUUGCGGCAGAUACUGGAGAUGCAAAGUGCGUGUUCAGAGGCCAGAUGAUGUUCUGGAAGUUUGUCCCACCAUCCUGACAGAGGACAGCAUGCAAGCUCAACAUCUGGGAGCCACUCUGGCACUCUACAACCUGGUUAAAGGACAGUCGGUGCACCAGCUGCUUCCUCCAACCUACAGAGAUGUGUGGCUGGAGUGGAGAGACAGCGAGCAGCAGCAAGAGGAGGAGAGCCGCACUGCUGCCAACAAACCUCGAGACCAGUUCAUCUCCCGCCUGCUGACCAGACUCAAACAGCAGCAGAACCAGAGCCAACGGCAGGAGUCUCAGUCCCAAGGUAAGCAUGCAUCGAGCGCAGAUGGUGAUGAAGAGCCAGAAGAAUCAUGGGAGAAUUUGGCCGGUCUCGAUAUCGGGGAGAAAAGACAAGAGCAGGAGGACAAGAGUGAGAAAAGAGGUGGGAGGAGGGAGGUAGCUGAUCUGGAGGCAGCCAGAGAGCUCUUAUUAAAGCUGAAGAAGUCACCGCUCGCCCGCAAACUGCAGGCAGAGCGAGAGCAGCUUCCCGUCUUUCAGCACCGACAUCGAGUCCUUGAGGCUUUGCAGCGCCACCCUGUGGUGGUGGUGGCCGGCGAGACUGGUAGUGGGAAGAGCACUCAGAUUCCUCAGUUCCUCCUGGAGGACCUGUUGACCGGGGGAACAGCGGCACAGCCCUGCAACAUCGUGGUGACUCAGCCACGCAGAAUAUCUGCCAUGAGUCUGGCGUGCAGAGUCAGCCAGGAGCUAGGCUGUGAGGAUGGACCAGGGUCAAAGUCGUCAUUGUGCGGGUACCAGAUCCGGAUGGAGAAUCAGUCCGGAGACUGGACGCGCCUGCUGUACUGUACCACUGGAGUUCUGCUGAGGAAGCUACAGCACGACCGGCACCUCACCUCUCUCACUCACAUCAUCGUAGACGAGGUCCAUGAGCGCAGUGUCCAGUCAGACUUCCUGCUAACCAUCCUAAAGGAUGUUGUGAUGAAGAGAUCUGAUCUGCAGCUGAUCCUCAUGAGUGCCACGGUGGAUUGUGACAAGUUCUCCAACUACUUCAACCGCUGCCCAGUGAUCAGCAUUCCUGGCAGGACCUUCCCAGUGGAGGUGUUUCAUUUGGAGGACAUAGUGGAGCAGACGGGAUACGUCUUAGAAAAGGACUCAGAGUACAGCCAGAAAAUUCUUGAAGAAGAAGAGGAAGUGACAAUCUCUGUCACACAAAAAGGUGGCAAGACUUUGCAGCACCAGGAAGUGAUAGUGAGGGACUCGUCCUCGGGCUGGGACCUGGGUCCUGACCUCGACCACUUCAGCAGCAGGACCCGACAUGUGCUGCAGUAUAUGAACCCUAAUAAGGUCAACAUGGACUUGCUUGUUGACCUCAUAGACUACCUAGACAAAGCUCCACAGUUUGUGGAUGUGGAUGGAGCCAUUCUCGUGUUCCUGCCAGGUUUGGCUCAUAUCCAGCAGCUGUUCGACCUGCUGUCCUCAGACAAGAGGUUUCGGGAUAAAACCAGGUACCGGAUUGUUGCUCUACACUCGACCCUCUCAUCGAAGGAUCAGGCCGCUGCCUUUACAGUGCCCCCUAGUGGGGUUAGAAAGAUAGUGUUGUCGACUAACAUUGCCGAGACAGGUGUGACGAUUCCUGAUGUUGUGUUCGUCAUCGACACUGGGAAGACCAAAGAAAAUAAGUAUCACGAGAGCAGCCAGAUGAGUUCCCUGGUGGAAACGUUUAUUUCCAAAGCCAGCGCCCUCCAGAGGCAGGGAAGAGCAGGACGUGUCAGAAAUGGCUUCUGCUUCAGGCUCUAUCCAAAAUACAGGUUUGAUAUCUUCAUGGAUUACUCCAUUCCAGAGAUUCUGCGGGUCCCACUUGAGGAGCUUUGUCUCCAUAUCAUGAAAUGUCAGUACGGCUCCCCGGAGGACUUUCUGAGCCGCGCCCUGGAUGCUCCUCAGCCCCAGUCGGUCAGCAAUGCUGUAAACCUGCUGAGGAAGAUCGGAGCGUGUCACCCUGAUGAUCACAUCCUCACCCCUCUUGGACACCAUUUGGCGAGCCUGCCGGUUAACGUGAAGAUCGGCAAGAUGCUCAUCUACGGAGCCAUCCUGGGCUGCCUGGAGCCCAUAGCAAUCAUCGCGGCAGCCAUCACAGAGAAGUCUCCUUUCUUCACACCAAUGAAUAGAAAAGAAGAAGCGAACCUGGCCAAAGCUGCACUGGCAAUAGCCAACUCCGAUCACCUGACCAUCUACAACGCAUACCUGGGGUGGAAGAACUCACAGACUGACGGCUCGAGAGGAGAAAUGUCCUACUGUAGGAAACAUUUUCUUAAUCGAACGGCUCUCAUUACAAUAGAGGAUGUGAAGCGCGAGCUGAUGAAGAUGAUGGAGCAGGUGGGUUUCUGGUCGUCUCGCUCCUCGUCCUCAUCCAGCUUAAAGCCGCAGGCGGCCUCUAUGUCCAAGCAGCAGAUCUCUGUCCUGAAUGCUGUGCUGACUGCUGGACUCUAUGACAACGUGGCCCGGGUUUUAUGUACCCCUUCUGUGGACGUGCUUGAGCGUGUGGCCUGCACAGUGGAGACGCCUCAGGGCAAGGCUCAGGUCCACUUUUCCUCUGUUAACCGCAACCUGCAGACGCACGGCUGGCUGCUGUACCAGGAGAAGGUGAAAUACACCAAGAUCUACCUUCGAGACACCACUCUGAUUUCUCCUUUCCCCAUGCUGCUGUUUGGAGGCGACAUUGAUGUUCAGCACAGAGAGAGGCUCAUCACCUUGGAUGGAUGGAUUCAUUUCCAGGCUCCUGUGCGGAUCGGUGUGAUCUUCAAACACUUGAGAAGGUUGAUGGACUCUUUGCUUGAAAGGAAGCUGGAGAACCCGAGGAUGAAUUUGGAGGGUGAGGCGACAAUCCGGAUAAUUCUGGAUCUGAUCAAGUCAGAGUAUGCUGCGUAACAACAAAGCAACUGAGGAUCUGAACCCCACUCCACCAUGCAGAAUAAACACCGUUACGAUGCGUAGCAGCCAGUGGACAGAGGAAGUGACCCUUCCCAGGAACUCUUUACUCACAUUGAGGAGGACUGUACAAUUUGAGAUGCAUAAAGUCAUGUUGAAAUGUACGGAAAAAAAAAGCAAACAAGACCACAAAUAAAAUAAAGCUGAUUUGUUUUAUAUUUGAAA